Molecule: messenger RNA, 3086 nt
Organism: Lymnaea stagnalis (great pond snail)
Lineage: Eukaryota; Metazoa; Mollusca; Gastropoda; Lymnaeidae
Source: the annotation of a GenBank genome assembly
AUGAUUUUAAAAUGGCUUUUAGAAACAAGACACCCUCCUUUCGGUUUUAUACUUCACAUAUUUCAAUUAAUUCACUUGCUUCGUUUGUUAUUGUUUAAAGCUAGGCUAACCUAUAUAAUUAACUAAGCCUAAUCUAAGUUAAAUCAUCUUAUUUUACAUAAUAAGUUAUGAUAAAAACAUUUGCCUUAAAUAUAUAAUUAAUUGUAAUUAGUAAAAUUAAUAUGUAACAAUGAACAAUGUUAGUCAAUGCAUUUUAAUUUUAAAUUGUUGAUGACAAUAUCAAUAUCUCAAUAACAGAUAAUUUUAAUUUAAGUCAAGUAUAUUAAUUUAAGUUUUAACUAGCCUAUAUGCGGACUAUGACUCUACAUUAUUUAUAUACUAUACGUUGCCUAAAUAAUGAUGGUGAUGGCAAUGAUAGCAAUAUUAUAUAAAUAGGAAUUAUAUUGUUACCAUCAUCUACUAUUCACAUCUACUACUACUACUUCUAUCAAUCGAAUCAUUAAUAAUAGUAUAGAAAUAGUCCUAGUAUAAGUUAGUUCAUUGAGAUUGAGAUCUUUGAAUUUGAGAGUAGUUUUACUGGCUACUGUUCAAUAUUUAUUUAAUUUUAAUUACCUGAACUGAAAUGACAUUAGUGUAAUAAAAUACCAUGUUAAUUACUACACUACAUAGACAUAGAUAUGAUAGUAAUUAAUGGCAAUUAAAAGAACUCAGGAUUUUUUCCGAGUAUGCCCUUGCCCUAAGUAGCCAUAGACACAUAUUAUAAGACCUAACAAUCAUUUAACUUUACAAAAUUAAAAAAAUUCAAAAUCAUAAUGUGACUGUGACCAUAAUAAAAAUCACAUGUAUAUUAGGUAAUUAACUUAUUUUAUUUACAAAUCAACAGUCAUGAGGGUCAUAUGUUUUUUAUAUAUAAUCAUAAGAAGAAAACAGAAGAAGAUGAUCCAAAAGAUGCCAUAUUGUAUUUCUAUCCCCGUUCAGUAAGUUUGUUAUGGCAGAUUUCUUUCUGAUUUAUUUUAACAACUAAAUAUGUAUAGACCAUUUUAUCACAUAUUUAAAUUUACUUUUAGAAAAUUGAAAUCCCCAAUGAAAUAAAUUUUCUUUCAUCAAGUUUCACAAUAAACCUUGACAUAGUUUAAUUUUCAAUGUGCCAAGUCAAAUUUUCCAUAAUACCAUCUAUGGGUAAUAUGUAAGGCUAAAACAUAUUUUAACAAUGCCAUGUUUUUUAAACAAAAUUGAAAUUUUGACCAGGUAUCUGUAGACGAUCAAGUUGCUUUGGUAGGAGGAAUUAUUGGCCUUGCUGAUUUCUGUCAAGAGUUCCUUCCUGAAUGUAUACCUAGCAUUGUCAAGCUAGCUGGACACAACUUUGCUUUACUACAGCAUGAAGAGUAUAUUAUUGUAAGUUACUUGCUUUAUUUGUUCCCAAAUUCUUUAGUGAUAAAAUUAUGUUGAUUGAAAUCUAUUUGGUUCUAUAAGGAAUUGGAAAAAAAACUUCUCAUUUUAUUUUUAGGGUCUUGCCGACAGCCCAGAUGUACCUGACAGGUUUCUCACAUCACACAUGAACUUUGUUUGGUCAACAUUUAUGUUUUACCAGGGAAGUCUGGAAUCUCUUAGAGAGGUAUUUUUUUUAGAAUUGUAUCAUUGUUAUCAACCAAGGGUAGGACAUACAAAGCAUAAUUUAUCAUGAAUAUUGUACAUAGCAAGGAUGGCUGAAGUGAGCUUGCAAAAUUUGCAAAAUAUUUAUUAUCAAUAUUUUCUAAUCUAUCUGCCAAUGUAUUAUUUCAUGGGUUUUUAAGUAUUUGGAGGAUUGUUAAGUGGUUGUUCACCUCUGUCAAGAAGGUGUUAUAUUAUAGAAAUGCCUAUUAAUAGUAUAAUACAUCUUAGAAGUUUUAAUAUUCUAUAACAUCCUGAUGAUGAAAUCUGUUAUCCUAACGAUGAAAUCUGUUUUCCUAACGAUGAAAUCUGUUUAUAUAAUAAUGUCUGUUAUCCUAAUUCCUAGCGAGUGUGUGACAACAAUUUUUUGAAGGAAUUAAGCCGCAUCUGGGAUAUGUACCUGCCACUUUGUCAGAUCCAUGGCGACAUACUUUCUCAAGCUUUUCAUGUCCUUCCAUAUGUUCAGCUCCACAAAGUUGGUGACUUUAAAAACAUUAUUUUUGUGUCCAUUUGCAUUUAUGUGGAACUGCUCAUUAUUUACUUACAUAUUCAAAUCGACAUGAGCAUUGUCUAGACCAGUUGUUCUCAACCUGUGAGUCACAGCCCCUUUGAGGGUCAAAUGACCCUAAGAGAGGGGCCGGGCCGUCUCUAAGACUAUCGGGAAAACACAUUUUUAUGAAGUAUCAACAAAAUAAUUUUAUGGCUGGGGCUCACCACAAUAUGAAGAAUUGUAUUAAAGGGUCACAGCAUUAGGAAGGCAGAGAACCACUGGUCUAGAUCAAUAUCUUUUUAGGAACUGUUACCAUAUCCUAAAAAGUUUAAAUUUUCUAGGCAUAGAUAUCAUUUUGUAGAAAAUUUUUAUCUAACAAAUAUUUCACAAGCUAAAUACUACAUUAAUACAAGUUUAAAUGUAUAAAUCUAAUGAGUAAAUGAAACGAGUGGGCAGCUCAAUAGGACUAGUAAGAGUGUUGAAAAAGUUGCAUUUGUUUGUUGUACGUGUUGAUUCCUCAUGAUCUGUGUGGUUUGAUGAAAUGUGCUAGAAGUCUUGAACUGAUGAGCUUUACUUGCAGUGCCAAGGCAGCUUGUUUCUCCAUGCCUCACACAUUCUGCAGAGAAGCUUGAGACAUAAAGGUGUCAUUGCUGGGGCCCUAUUCAACAAAAAUAAGUAAGAUCUGUACGCAGGGAGACUCAACUCAUUUUAAUUUGUUGUUUAAGUCAAAAGUUUAGUACGAUUUCUCACAAAAUUACAAACAAAUGACAAAAUCCUUAAAAAGCUUGUAUUGUAACCUCAUGUAAUAGUGACCAUGACUGACAUGCUUAUGAUGUAACCUUGUAUAACUUGUUACUAUCUGUCAGAGUUCUGUGCUCACAACUCAGCAAUACUUUGACCAGGCAACUGCUGCUGCUGAUGUCCCCUAGUCAGGUGAGAACUGUGU